This is a messenger RNA of Fraxinus pennsylvanica, 2583 nucleotides long. The record is from the annotation of a GenBank genome assembly. NCBI's taxonomy places the organism in Eukaryota, Viridiplantae, Streptophyta, Magnoliopsida, Lamiales, Oleaceae.
AUGGGAUAUUUGUUGAAAGAGGCUUUGAAGAAUCUCUGUGGAGCCAACCAGUGGUCUUACGCUGUUUUCUGGAAGAUAGGUUGCCAAAAUCCCAAGCUUUUAAUCUGGGAAGAAUGUUUUUAUGAUCCUGUAUCACAAUCCCGUCUUCUUGGCAUUUCCAGGAUUGAGGAUCUGGGAAUCGGUUUUGAUGGCUAUAAUGAUUGUGUGUUUACAGCUGGGGUUCAAGCAGGGGAUAAAUUGCAUUUCCUUAUAAAUAAGAUGAUGAUGGACAAUCAUGUUAAUGUUGUAGGAGAAGGAUUAGUUGGAAGGGCUGCAUUUACGGGAAACCAUCAGUGGAUUCUCUCUGAAGAUUGUACUAGAGAAGCCCAUCCACCAGAGGUUCUACAAGAGCUUUGCCAACAAUUUUCAGCUGGCAUGCAGACAGUUGCUGUUAUACCUGUUCUUCCUCAUGGUGUUGUUCAGCUAGGUUCAUUCUUUGCUAUGGCGGAGAAUAUGAGAUUUGUAAAUGACGUGAAGGCCUUAGUUUUUCAGCUUGGACACGAUCCUGGUCUCUUGCUAUCUGAUAAUUAUGUAGCAAAAGAACUUUCUCCAAAAAUAGGGGUACCUGUAUUUCUUGGGAAUUCUACCUCUGGGGAUUUAUCUGGCAUAUCGAAUAUGACCAACUCUAUUCCAUUCAUUGCUGACAGUUACAACUAUGUGGAAAACUCUGCUCAGACUACUGAGUUUGUUGGUGACACAUCUCAUUCUUUAGCAAGACAAAUCCAGGAUAAUUUGCAGUUUAAUGGUGCAACAUUUCAUGCCUCUAGCUCAAGCCAAAGUCACGUUCAGCUCUAUGAUGAUCUCAAGGAAGCGAAGUUUGCUAGGAGAAUGAAAUCGAACUCUCCCUUGGCAAAUGAAUUAGUGACAAAAGCUGAAGUUAUCUACUUGAAUCCGGAGAUGUUGAUGAACCAACAGGCUUCUCUGCACAUCCCAAGAUCUGCUUUGCAUCAACUAUCUUCCAGCAGUUCAUCUACUAUUGACAAUGGCAGCUCAAGGUGGGUGGAAAAAGGAACAUUGUCAAAUGCUGGUAUUCAGUGCCAUUUUGGCAGCCCCAAUGUGUCAUCUGGUCUGUUGACGUCUGUGCCAAGAACAAAUUCAGACCCGAUAUCUAGUUCUCAUGAAGAUCCUGUUGAUCAUUUGACAUCCAAUCACUUGCUCGUCUAUGACUCUGGUAGCAGACAUUAUUUUACAGGUGACAGAAAAGCAAUGCGCGAGUUGAAUGUGUGCAAUGAAAGAAUGGAAAACAAUAUAGUUCAAGCUCAUGCUAUCCCCCUGUCCAAACAUGAUGAGCAUAAGAAUACGGUUGGGCUUCUACCUGGUGUUGCUCUAGCUGACAGAAAGUAUGAACUUCAAGGUUGUAGUCGAUCUUUUAGAAAUACUGAAUAUGAAGAUGUAUGUAUCGGACCUCAAUCAGGAGAUGAUUUGUUUGAUAUUUUGGGAACUGAAUUUAAGAACAAACUAUUAAACGAUCGCUGGAGUAAUAGUUUGAAUAAUGCAUCAGACUCGAACAUGGGUAAUCUGGAUAACAAUAAUUCUCCAUCUGUAAAAACUCAGGACGCUGCUUCCGAAAUAUAUUCUCUUUACUGUGGAAACUCAAAUGGCAGUGAACAUCUCUUAGAUGCUGUGGUCUCUGAGGUUCACUCUUCUGCUAAGCAGCGGUCAGAUGAUAAUGUUUCUUGCAGGACAACAUUGACAAAUAAGAGUAGUUACUGCACCUACGGCCAGGUUCAGGUUCUUGAUCAAAUUAAGGAAGAGUUAUUAGGUGUUCCGGAAUGUCUGGCAAAAGCAGAAGCAAUGAGUUGUUCAUUUCUAUCUGAAUCUUCUAAUGAUUAUUCGGGAACCUAUUCCCAGAGUAGUUCCAUUUAUGGAUCACAAAUAAGUUCAUCGAUUGUAAAGGGUCAGGACAUCAAACAGAGUAGCAGUGUGUUGACGGGAUACUCUAAGAAGCCUGAUGAAAUGAGCAAAACAAAUCGCAAGAGGCUUAAACCAGGAGAAAAUCAUAGGCCAAGGCCGAAAGAUCGCCAGAUGAUCCAAGAUCGUGUAAAGGAAUUAAGGGAAAUUGUGCCAAACGGGGCAAAGUGUAGCAUUGAUGCUCUUCUCGAACGUACUAUCAAGCAUAUGCUUUUUUUGCAAAAUGUCACAGAGCACUCAGACAAGCUAAAACAAACAGGGGAGCCAAAGAUUAUUAGCAAGGAUGGUGGUUUGCUCUCGAAAGAUAACUUUGAAGGAGGAGCAACGUGGGCAUAUGAAGUCGGUUCGCAGUCUAUGGUAUGCCCUAUCGUAGUAGAAGAUCUAAAUCAACCCCGUCAAAUGCUUGUGGAGAUGCUUUGUGAAGAGAGAGGUUUGUUUUUAGAAAUUGCUGACAUAAUUCGAGGGCUGGGGUUAACCAUUUUGAAGGGGGUUAUGGAAACUCGGAAAGACAAGAUCUGGGCACACUUUGUUGUGGAGGCUAACAGGGAUGUGACAAGGAUGGAGAUUUUCGUCUCACUCGUUCACCUCUUAGAGAAAAAUGCAAAAUGUGGCGUUCAACCAGCCGAAGGCUAA